This is a messenger RNA of Larimichthys crocea (large yellow croaker), 4047 nucleotides long. RefSeq lists its product as uncharacterized. The transcript has 7 exons. NCBI's taxonomy places the organism in Eukaryota, Metazoa, Chordata, Actinopteri, Sciaenidae. Gene Ontology annotation, molecular function: calcium ion binding; heparin binding; protein binding. The coding region runs from base 152 to 2977 and encodes 941 amino acids. The record is from RefSeq and is a predicted model, not a curated record.
AGGGGCAAAGGGGGCAGGAACCGCAGUGCGCGCAAUGGAGACAAGCUGAAUAGAUGACCAAACAAGAUCUAAAGAGCUGAGGGAUUGAUGCGCAAAAAGGACCACCAUUCACCAGUGGCCUGUUUCCAUUUUUACCUUUCCACACUGCAAAAUGGCACCGAUCUCUACCAUAUUUUUAGUCUGUGUAACAUCUAUGCUCAGUGGAGCACAGAGCGUGCCUGAGACUUGCCGGGGGGCGCACUGUUUCUCUGGUCAGGACUGGAGAAGACCGUGCGUCGGAGCGCAUUGCCAGGGGCGCACGGAGGCAGUAGCGUCCCGACGGCACUCCACACAGUCCAGACAAGGACAAGUCUUUCCGAGUUACCAACAAGAUGCUCAUUUCAGUCAUCACCAAGUCCAGAGCGCGCCGCUAGCACCGUACACCAUCAUCCAACCACAGCCUGGAGGCUUUGCGCAACAAGCAGGUACGGAUGGCACUAGGAGGACGAACCCGAGAACCAUCACGGCGGAGGUGUUCCAUCCAGGCUGCGUCGGUGGGACUUGCCCGACCACUGUUUCUCAUCACCCGACAAGUGAUGACAGUGCCACACGGGAUUGCAAAGGGAUUGGAUGUAAAUUUCCCCUCCGGAUGCGCCAGAAGCCCAAACAUUGCACCGGAGAGGGCUGCGGUCUGCAUGGAGGAGACGACGGGAGGGGAAACUCACCGGUUCAUGUGACUGACAGAGCGGCGCAAUUUCUGGAUGAGUUUCCAGACUUUGGGUCGGAACGUGGUGCGUGGAUACAGUUGACAUGUGACAUGAAACCAGGGACCAAUGAGGUUCCCUCAGAGGACGCUCUUGUUCUGCAGCUACAGUUAUCCAAGAGUCAGGAGAAGCUGGUUGAGGCCCUCAGGGGCCAACAGGACGAGGUCAAGGAGCUGCAGAGGCUCCUCAGUGAGCAGCAGGGGACGCUGGUCAACCAGCAAAGAGAAAUACUGGAGCAACAGAGGAGGAUGUCUGAACAGAUGGAGCAAGUGAAAGCCCAGUACAAUGUAUUGAUGGACAGCAUCAAACAAACAUCUUUCCAGAACCUCCGGGGGGAGCUAGAUAGUCACAUGGAAAACUUGAGUGGGCAGGUGAGAGCCCACCAAGCACAGCAGGCUCUCUCUCUGCACAAGGUGGACAUGGAGGCCAGUGUGAUGGAGGUGGGUCGCUCCCUGUUGGCCUGUGGGAGCUGCGGGUCUGACGAGUACUGUGGCUUCAGCAGCGGUCAUCCUCGCUGUGAGAAAUGUACCAUCUGUCCUGCUGGGUUCUUCCUGGUCGCCCAGUGUUCAGUCCACGCAGACCGAAUCUGCCAGGACAGAGAUGAAUGCCUUGAAAUCGCUGAUCUAUGUGGAGAUGAACAGAAGUGUCUCAAUACUCCAGGUGGAUUCAGGUGUCAGGGUAUGACAGAGCAAGAUGCCAACGCAGGAAUGUGUGGCCACAGCUACUUCUUCAACUCGGACAUGGAUGAGUGUCAGGCCUGUAAUGAGUGCGAUGGGGAGCCCGUAGCUUCACCUUGUACCUUCACCACAGACGCCAUCUGCUCUGGCCCUGUCGCUACUGACAGCGCACUCUCUCUUUCCUGGGCUGGAGACGUGAGUCUGCCUGGCACCAGAGGCAACAUCCUGGCUCAUGCCUUCCCUGGUGUGAAGCUUCACAUCCAGGGAAGAGGCGAUCCAGGUCUGGUGUCCACUGAAGACGGCCGCCUGGUUCUCAGGCAGCACGGUCUAGUCUGGCUGGAUGAGAAUCUCUCGGUGAGCCAUGGCUGUCGAAGUUUCAUCCAGGUGUGUCUGCGUAUGAACACCACAGAUAGCUCUGAAGGACGUGACCUCAGUGGCGUUAGGAUCGAGCAGCAGGAGGUAAGGUCCCUACAGAGUGACAGUAUCAGUGGGGUAGCAGAGGUCGCCCCGGGUCACAUGAUCUCCCUAGUCCUCCGGAGUGCUAGCCACCAUUGUAACCAAAGCGGUGAAGGUCUGAAGCUGUAUGACCCCUCAGCAGCUCCACUCAGUCUUCUCUGGCUCUCUCAUGACACGGGAGCUGUUGCCAUGACAGCACAGGCCACGGUAUCCACACACUACCAUACAAACUAUCGUCCGGUCUUCAGCACCACUUCCACCUCUGACCCCUAUGUAGUGGGGCUAACUCACGAUGGCCGUGGGAUCCGCUUUGCAGAGAGUGGCACCGUGCGCUUUGUAUUCCAGCAGGCGUUGUACUCUAUGGGCCAGGCAUGUGUGAGUGAGGGCUUCCAACUGUUGGCAUAUAUCAAUCACAAUGGAACCGGUAUGGAGCUGUGCCGUUCCUUCAAACCAGGCGUCCACUAUCGUGACACAUCUAUAUCUCUGUCUGGAGCUUCCAAAGUUAGCCCUGGGGACACCCUUGGCUUUGAGAUUCUCUCUCCUGCUCAGUGCAACGUACGUUUCUUUGGGGACGAGACAGGCAUCAGUACCCUCAGCUUGGUUUGGGUCCCUGCUGCUAUCUCAUCCUCUUUGUUUGCCUCCGUGGCUCACACCGGCCUUCCCUCAGGAGCAGUACGAAACAAGCCUCUGUUCUUCCGUCAGACCACUGCUCAGGUGCCCCAGAUGGGGCUGCUAGGGAAGGGAUCCACAGAUCAGAAACGAGACUUCGUCUUCAGGGAGAGCGGCACAGCCAGUGUGGCUCUGGAUCUCAAACUCAUUCACUCCUGCAACCUGGUCAAGGUGACUCUUCUAAGGCGAAGUGAUACAGAGGGGUCUGGAGGAAGCCGGGAAGUAGAGGCAAUGCGACCGGUCCCUCUGGCCCAGCAUGUGGGUGGUCAGAUGCCUGAGAGCAGCCAUUGGGCCAGAGUGAGCCUGCGGGCGUCCUUCCAGGUUCAUAAUGGCACAGCGGUGUUCUUCACAUUGGACUGUGUACGUGGACGGGUCAACCAGAUCAGCCACCAAACAGGAAGUGGAGUGUCUAUCAUGUGGGUUGCAGCAUAACAUAACAAAGACAAAAGUUUAUUGCGUUGUUUCUUCAUAUGGUUUCAAGUUCAGUAGCCUAAUGUUAAGCCAUUUAUGUGUUGGAUUAGUUUCACUGGUUUGAUUUUAGUCAGUUGACAGUUUUGUGCUCAGAGUUGGACAAGAGGAUUGACACCAUUCUUAGCUUAAAGACUGGAAAGAGGUUGAAACCGCUUGCCUGGCUGUGCCCAAAGCUAACAGAUCACACCUAUUAGCACUUUAUAUUUUGUUUGUUUCAUUUGUAAAAAAAAAAGUAAAGUGUCAAAGCAACAAGUUGUGGUUUUAUGCCAGACUAGCUGUUUCCCCUGGCUCCAGCUUUUAUAAUAAGCUAAACCACCCGGCUGUAGCUUAUGUAACAGACACAUGAAAGAAUGGUACCAAUCUUUUUAUUUAACUCUCUUAAUAAGCAUAUCUCCAAAACUUGUUUGUUAAAUGAUUUUGUGUUUAAAAAACAAACUGGAUUAUGGACUAGUAACAUUAUGCAUCAAUCAUUGUAUUUAUAUUAAUGCAAGUACUAGUAUUGUGUAAUGAUUUCUGCAAAGUACAAAUGAUGGCUCUGACCAAAUGUGUUCAGCUUCUAGUAGACACAGAUUUUCUCAUACUGAGUGAGUUUUCUGUUUUUCUGUUCAGAAAUUCCAUGUGCUGUAGUUUGUCUGUCUUUUAUUUAUGUAAUUCAGUUACUCUGUUGACACCAAAGGACCUUCAGAUCAUUCCCACUGUGACUACAGCAUUUUCUGCUGUCACCAAAAGCAAUUCGCUGGUGCUGGUUCCAUUCAGGAGUGUGUGUGUGUGUGUGUGUUUUUUAAGAGCAUGUGUUUCAUGUUAGCCGCCAUUUUCUAAUGUGAAUAUCUACUGCAUGCCUUGUUUAAUGACCACUUUCUGCAUAUAACGGACUUAAAGAGAGUCAUGUGUUUCGCUAAGGCCUCGUUGACAUUUAACUGUCCUUUAGAGAGGGCAUGCUAUUUUAAAUAUCAACACCUUAGUCACUGUUUAGUCCAAAUGUAAUAAAAUGUAUAUUUGAUGUUUUAUAUUAAAUACAAUAAAAAGAAGAA